Messenger RNA from Lasiodiplodia theobromae, 828 nucleotides. RefSeq names its product Ubiquitin supergroup. The transcript has 2 exons. Bases 1 to 828 code for a protein of 275 amino acids. The record is from RefSeq and is a predicted model, not a curated record. Lineage: Eukaryota; Fungi; Ascomycota; Dothideomycetes; Botryosphaeriales; Botryosphaeriaceae.
AUGACGGAACUCGCAUUCGCAAAGCAGUUCCUCACGGCGCUCGAGGCGCGCCCCGCCCGCCUCUCUAGCGACCAUGUCGUGGACCCCAAGAGCUACCCAGCACAGCCGGCGUUCAUCCUCCCGCGCAUGCCUCAACCGAAGCGCAAACCCACCGCCCGCAGCAGCAGCACCACCGAACCCACCUCCACGGCCGCAGACGCAACUUCUCCCCCCACCACCGCCGCCGCCGAAGGGCCCCUCGCAACCGUCACCCUCAAACCCACGCGCGCCACCCUCCCCACCUACACGCUCCCCGCGCCCGUCUCCAUCGCCACGACCUCGAUCCACGACCUCAAAGCCGCCUACGCCGCGGGCUCGGGCGCGCCGGACCUGCGCACCGACAAGAUCAAGAUCCUGCACGCCAAGAAGCCCGUCAACGACACCAAGACGAUCAAGGACGUGCUCGGCGCAGCGGCGGCGGUCGAUGCGGCGUCGUCGGCCCCGCUCGCCGUCGAGUUCAGCGUCAUGGUGCUCGGCGGAGGCGGCGGAGGCGGGACACCGUCUGCAGGCACGCCGGCCAUCUCGACGCCUGAGCGCGUCGCCAGCCCGCCCGUCGCCGUUCCUCCCGCCGCAGCUGCACCACCGCCGCAGCCUUCGCAGCCGGAAAUCGAGAUGGGCGAGGCGCCCGUGGCCGCGGGCCCGGAGGAGGCGGCGGGGAUACUGCAGACGGAUGAGUUCUGGGCGGACUUGAAGGGCUUCCUGGUGCAGAGGUUGAAGGAUGAAGGGGAAGGGGAGAGGUUGGCGGGCGUGUUCAAGGAGGCCUGGCAGCAGAAGGGUGGCAGCGCAUAG